This is a messenger RNA of Sipha flava (yellow sugarcane aphid), 2182 nucleotides long. It is a transcript of the gene DNApol-epsilon58, whose product is annotated as DNA polymerase epsilon subunit 2. Bases 308 to 2074 code for a protein of 588 amino acids. The transcript is spliced from 10 exons. Gene Ontology annotation, biological process: DNA-templated DNA replication; error-prone translesion synthesis. The record is from RefSeq and is a predicted model, not a curated record. Gene Ontology annotation, molecular function: DNA binding. Gene Ontology annotation, cellular component: epsilon DNA polymerase complex. Lineage: Eukaryota; Metazoa; Arthropoda; Insecta; Hemiptera; Aphididae.
CAGUCCUGUAUUUCAUAUAUUGUGACUGUAUAUUUUCCGUUUCCCGCCAAAAUCGUAAUAUGUUUGGUCGCUAUCUUUUCUCUAGAAACCCGUCUACUACUAGUAUUAUUAUUAUCUGGACUAUAUUAUAUUUUGUAAUUGAACUCAUUGAAACCGUAUCAUAUUGUUCAUCGGAAAUAUCACCUCUGCUCUUCGCGAAAACCAGCUACUCUCGACGUCGUUGCGGUGACCGAGUACGUAUUUCAGAGUCCUUUCGGUCGCCGUGUGUACCUAACCGGCCUAGGUCGUAUCGAUUUCGUGCACCGAUAUGACCGAAACGGCAAGAUUGCGAAGGCUCAUAGUCAGCACCUUCUCGCUCAACGGCCUUACGAUUCAAGAAAAAUCAUGUGCUCAUUUAGCCCAACAGUUGGGACCAUUAGAGACUACAGAAGAACGUGACCAAUGGUUAGAGAAAAUUGUUGAUUAUGUUCGCUCUUCGAAUACUAAUGAAGGAAAUAUAGUGACUUAUGAAUUGCUUGUAAAAGCUCUUAAAUUCUGUUGUGAUCUACAAGUUCUCAAUGAUGAAGAUAUAUUACGUGUGAUUCCUGCUUAUAAGCUUCCCCGAUACAGAUAUUGUGCAUUAACAAAAAAAUUUCUAAGAAUAUCUUCAGAAACAUCCAUGUUUGGUAAUGCUCAAUCAAAAAUCUCUCAGUAUGUUGAUAGAUAUACUGUUAUUAGGCAGCGGAUGUCUAGAAUAAAAACAGUUACUGAUGGUACCUUGAAUCAACCAUUAACAAUAGGUGAUAAGAUACGUGAUGUCGAUUAUCUUUUAAGUUCAGGAGCUGGUUUGAAAUUUAAUGGCAGUUCAAAAAAAAAUCCAAUAUUGUUGCUGGGUAUAUUAGUGCAACUGAAAGAAGGAGGUCGCCACUAUUUAGAAGAUCCUACUGGAGCUAUACCUCUUGACCUUUCUAAAACAGAUUUUAAAAAAGGCUUUUUUUCUGAGAACUGUUGUGUAUUGGCAGAAGGUUAUUUUUGUCAUGACCGGGAAGUAUUUUCUGUUACUGAUAUGGCUUUACCACCUAGUGAACGUACUGAGAUUAGCAAAAUAUAUUUUGGAGAAUCAAACAUUUAUAGCGAUGACAAUGAUCAUAACUUACAUUCGUGUAAUCCAAAAUUAUUGGAGUACGAACAACAUAAACAACGGAUGAUUGUAUUUGUAUGUGAUGUUUUUUUAGAUGACCCUAAGGUUGUAAAAAAAUUUCAUACAUUGUUAAAUGCUUACAAUGAAGUUGGUCCAGUGGCUAUAGUAAUGAUGGGCGACUAUUUGUCUUGUCGUGUACCCUCACAUAGAUAUGCUCAAGAGUUAAAAGCUCAUUUGAAUGAAUUGGGGCAUUAUAUUCAUGAUAUGACACCUGUACUUUGCAAGCAAACCACAUUUGUAUUGUUAUCUGGACCUGGAGAUCGGUAUUGUGGUGCUGCAGGGGCAAGCAUCUUGCCUAGACCAACAAUACCUGCAUGCUUAACUGAAGAAUUUCAUCGCCUUGUACCUCGAAGUGUAUUCACCACUAACCCAUGUCGUUUACAAUAUUGUACCCAACAAAUACACAUAAUUCGAGCUGAUGGUUUAAUGAAUAAGACAGCAAACUAUGAUGUCAGGCUUAAAUCAAUGGAUCGAAAGAAAUAUUCUUCAGUAGCAGAGACUGAUGAUAAUACUGUCAAUAAUUAUAUAAAAACUUUGGAGAGUCAGUCACAUUUGAUUACUGUUCCUUUGGACAUAUGUCCCACAUAUUGGCCUCUUGCUUCUCACUCGUUAAGUUUAUACCCAAUGCCAGAUUUGGUAUGCAUUGCAGAUGCUAAUGCUCCAGAGUACAGUACCAGAAACUCAAAUGAUCCUAAUAGCUCUAAUACAAAAAUAUCAUCUUCUGGUUGUGUGUUUUUUAAUCCGUCAUCAUUUGCUAGAAAUAAGUAUACCUUUUCGGUGUACAUGACAGCUCAACAUCAAAUUGAAGAAAGUCAGUUGCCAGAUGAUGAGGAAGAUACUAAUAUGGAUAGUGAUGAUAUUGUUGCUCCAAAAGAAAAACAUAUAGGGCGUUAGUUAUAUUCAGACUAUUUAGUGUUAAGAUGAUUAGGUUAUUUUUGGCUUUUAAAUUUUUAUAAAUAUAUUAAUGUAUGUAGCUUGUGAUUAAUAAUAUCAUAUAAUAUA